Penicilliopsis zonata CBS 506.65 is the source of this 1695-nucleotide messenger RNA. RefSeq lists its product as hypothetical. The coding region runs from base 1 to 1695 and encodes 564 amino acids. The transcript is spliced from 2 exons. Gene Ontology annotation, molecular function: oxidoreductase activity; FAD binding. NCBI's taxonomy places the organism in Eukaryota, Fungi, Ascomycota, Eurotiomycetes, Eurotiales, Aspergillaceae. The record is from RefSeq and is a predicted model, not a curated record.
AUGAAGGCCUGGACUGUGGCUGCUGCUGUGGCUGCUGCUGCCCUCAGCUCGACAGCGCUGGCGGCCAGCGACUGCUACUGCCUGCCUGGCGAUAGCUGCUGGCCCUCUGAUACCAAGUGGGCGACGCUGAACACCACAGUGGGCGGACGCUUGGUUGCAACUGUUCCCAUCGGCACGCCCUGCCACGAUCCGACGUACAAUGAGACCGCCUGUGCUGAGUUGCAGGCGAACUGGUACCUGCCGGAGACUCAUUUGAGCUCCUCUUCCUCGGUCAUGCAGGCCUACUUCGCCAACCAGAGCUGCGACCCGUUUACUGCCGAGUCCCGGCCGUGUCUGCUCGGCAACUACGUGAGCUAUGCCGUCAAUGUUUCCUCCAGCGACGACGUGGUGGCGGCCAUCAAGUUUGCCAAGUCCAACAACGUCCGCUUCGUCAUUCGCAACACCGGUCAUGAUUACUUGGGCCGUUCGACCGGUGCCGGUGCUCUUUCGGUAUGGAUGCACCAUUAUAAUGAUAUCGAAUACGUGGACUGGUCGGAUCCCACCUACGAGGGCCCUGCUUUCAAGAUGGGCGCCGGUGUCAUGGGCUACCAGGUUCUCGACACCGUCAGUCCUCAAGGGUAUGUGGUCGUCGGUGGUGAAUGCCCGACCGUUGGUCUUGCGGGCGGAUACACGCAGGGCGGUGGCCACUCGGCGCUGAGCACAGCGUUCGGCCUGGCGGCCGACCAGACCCUGUCCUUUGAGGUGGUGACGGCGGCGGGAAAUGUGGUCAACGCCUCGCGCACGGAGAACGUGGAUCUGUACUGGGCGUUGAGCGGCGGCGGCGCGGGCAACUACGGUGUCGUCGUGUCGCUCACGGUCAAGGCGCACUCAGACGCCACCGUGUCGGGCGCGUCGCUGGAGUUCACCUCGUCCAACAUCACCACCGACGUCUUCUUUGAGGCCGUCGAGCGCUUCCACACGCUGCUGCCCGCGAUGAUCGACGCGGGCGCCACGGUCAUCUACGAGCUGGACUACGACACCUUCAUCAUCGACCCGGUGACCGCGUUCAACCAGACCGAGGACGACGUCAAGGCUAUCCUGGCCCCCUUCCUGGCCGAGCUCACCUCCCUGGGCAUCACGUAUGAAGUCGGUUACACGCAGUACGACUCCUACUACGACCACUACGAGAACUACAUGGGUCCGCUGCCGUACGGUAACCUGGACGUCAGCACCUACCAGUACGGCGGGCGGCUGAUCCCGCGGCAGACCCUCGAGUCGGACGCGGCGAACCUGACCGCCGCCCUGCGCAACCUGACGGCGAGCGGCGUGCUGGCCGUGGGUGUCGGGCUGGAUGUGUCAGAUUCCGCAGACUUCCCUAAUGCCGUGCUCCCCGAAUGGCGGCGCGCAGCGGUGACGAUGCAGAUCGGCACCCUCUGGAACGAGACGGCCCCCUGGGACGAGAUGAUCGCCAACCAGCUGCAGAUGACCUAUGAUUUCGUGCCCCAACUCGAAGCCGUCACCCCGGGCGCCGGCGCGUACGAGAACGAGGCCAACUUCCGCCAGCUCGACUGGGAGGAUACCUUCUUCAGCUCCAGCUUUGGAGCGCUGGCCGGCGUCAAGGCCAUCUGGGAUCCGGAAUCCUUCUUCUACGUCCUCAAGGGGGUGGGCAGCGAGGCCUGGACGGUGGAUGAGUCUGGCAGAAUGUGCAGGGCCUAG